AUGAAAAGAAUCACGUACAAAGGUUCGGCAAGUGCUGCGUUACAUGGAAAACGAUUGUUGAACAGGGGAAUUCUAGGAAACUUCAGAGAUUGGCGGAUACAAAAAACACGCAAAGAAGGUCUUGCAGUGAUCAGAGACCUUGAGGGAACCGUGUCACGCUGGGCCGAGCACUUUAGUGAUUUGCUGAAUUGCAUCAACCAGGUGGACCCGACAUUUAUAGAAACUCUCCUGGAACUCUCGGUUGUUGCUGAGCUUCAUAGCCCUCCUCCUCUUGACGAGGCGAAAAGCAAAGUAUCACACGAUAAAAUUUUCGAAUUUCAAUACGCUGACGGCGCUGCUUUUCCUGCCAAUACCAUCUCCGCUCUCCAAAAUAGUCUUAAUGUUUUGUCGAGUGCUUGUAGUCGUGCAGGACUUGUUGUCAACAAUGCAAAAACCGAGAUACUCUCCAUCACUACAAAUCAAAACAAACCAGUUACAUUUAUAGUGGUUCAUGGAGACGCUCUCAAUGAUUCGCAGGAAUUAAUGCAUCUUGGUAGUAUGCUCUGUACUGACUGCUGUCUGGAUCGUGAAAUUGUGCAUCGCAUUAGGGUUGCGUCGGCUGCAUUUGGUAGACUGAGGAGUCGCGUCUUUUUAAACUACAAUCUUACCGUGAUGACAAAAAUUUUUGUGUACAAAGUGGUUUGUAUUUUUGCACUGCUUUAUCGUUUUGAGUUCUGGGCUCAUUGUCGUCGACACAUCAAAGCCCUGAGGCCUUCCAUGUUCGCUAUCAUCGCAGCAUUCUUGGAAUAA
Molecule: messenger RNA, 789 nt
Organism: Helobdella robusta
Lineage: Eukaryota; Metazoa; Annelida; Clitellata; Rhynchobdellida; Glossiphoniidae
Exons: 2
Coding region: 1-789 (262 amino acids)
Source: RefSeq, a predicted model, not a curated record